AUGGCGAACAAGCCCCGCCCCCUCCGCAUCUCAUUACCGCCCGCUGAACACGCGCAGCCUCGCUCUCCUCUCCAUAAACCCAAGCAGGUGUCCAAGAUGGCUAACGCUCGCUUCGGAUCUCUUGCGACUAUUCUCUUUUUCACCACCUUUCAAGCGGCUCUUCAUAAAGAUCACGGACUGGAUCCUGGAGCAGUAUUACGCAUCGGCAGGCUGCGUGCUGCGUGGCUCCGUUCAGAACUGCGCGGCACUUAG
Molecule: messenger RNA, 252 nt
Organism: Knipowitschia caucasica
Lineage: Eukaryota; Metazoa; Chordata; Actinopteri; Gobiiformes; Gobiidae
Source: the annotation of a GenBank genome assembly